AUGCCAGGCCUCUACAAGCUAUACACACAAAUAUGCUUGAUCUACUCAGUUCCCGACACAUCUUCGCAUGGCAACAUUAUCACUACUCUGACCAACGGACUUGACCGAUUGGCAAAAGGUUUCCCACGGCUUACUGGCCAAGUUUUCAACGAAGGCGCAGUGGAUGGCAACACCGGCGUCUUCAAAAUCAGCCCUCUCGACAAGAUCCAGCUCGCGGUAAAAGAUCUACAAUAUGACCACUCUGCACCAACAAUAGAUGGCCUUCGCCAGGCCAAGUACCCGUUCACCAUGCUCGACGAAAACGUCAUUGCACCUUGCACAACCGCGAAUUUCAUCAAGGGCGGCCUGAUGCUCACACUCGUUGCCCAGCAUAAUGUCAUGGACAUGACUGGACAAGACUUCAUCGUCAAUAUGUUGUCCAAGGCCUGCCACAACAAGUCAUUCACAAGCGAGGAAAUUGCCACAGGAAAUAUCGACCGGAGCAAUAUCAUCCCACUACUGGAUGAUUCGUACGAGCUGGAUCCUGAGCUGGAUCGUCAGCUUAUGAAACCCCUAACAAGUGCAGUGACGCUGCCUCGGGAUAACUUGCGCCUGCAAAAUCUACCUGGGCCUAUAUUGAAAUUUCAGCGAGAGACAUGA
Molecule: messenger RNA, 639 nt
Organism: Penicillium arizonense
Lineage: Eukaryota; Fungi; Ascomycota; Eurotiomycetes; Eurotiales; Aspergillaceae
Exons: 2
Coding region: 1-639 (212 amino acids)
Source: RefSeq, a predicted model, not a curated record